AUGGGCGGAGUGUGGUAUCCAUGGCGGGAAGAGUCCGCUAUUAGCGGUGGGGAGAGGGCGCCCAUUUGGCUGACGUACGUGCACUUGCACGUGAUUCUCAGCCUUGGAGUCUCAGCGACUUGCAACCUCGAUCCUUCCAACCACAUAACUGCUAUCACCAAUUAUCCUUGUGAUGCCACCAAAUUCCCAACCUCCCUGCAUCACAUGUUACUGAUAAAUAUCAACUAUAAAGGCGUCAAUACAACGAGUACCAGCGGCUCCUGCGGGAGGCCUAAGCUCAACCUAGGUGCUCCCAAUGCGACUCGCUCCGUGAGGAGUGGGCCGACCUCCAGGUCCGUUGCGUGCGGCUGGUGGGGUAACUCGCCGGCAGCCUACCGGCAGUUGUCGAAAACGGCAGCACAGACGCGGAGGGUCGCCAGGAGUCGCCGAGUACUCCAAACCACCAGCGCCCGGGGCGCAUUCGCCGCAAAGCCGCAGGGGCUGCGGCUCGCGCCACCGCCGCCGUCAACAUCGACACCGCCAAAGAAGCUGAAGCUGCUCUCGACGAGGCUGCGCGGGUCCUCAUUGUUCGCGGCCUACUAUUCGAGUCCCGGGGACACGGAAGCCGCCUCCACAAUCGAAAAGGAGCUAUUUUCUUUGCGAGGGUUGUUGAUCAACCUACUGACAGAACCGCAUCAAGGCGAGCACGACUUCAAGUAUGGUUUCACGUGGCUGACACCAUUUGGAAAAUAUGAGGAUGGAACGUUCUAUGUUUCAAUGAUAGAGCGCAAGCUUGGAUUUUAA
This is a messenger RNA of Tricharina praecox, 783 nucleotides long. RefSeq lists its product as uncharacterized. NCBI's taxonomy places the organism in Eukaryota, Fungi, Ascomycota, Pezizomycetes, Pezizales, Pyronemataceae. The transcript is spliced from 5 exons. The coding region runs from base 1 to 783 and encodes 260 amino acids. The record is from RefSeq and is a predicted model, not a curated record.